AUGAUAGAUCGCCUGUCAUCGCAGGCGGGCUCGGGUCAGGUCACCCUCUCGGACCGCAGCAAGUACGGCACCUCAGUCAACGGCCAGCGAAUGGAGGGAGACGAGCCAGUGGCUGAGGGGACCGUCAUCACAUUCGGCCUGCAGUGGAACACCUGGACCCUGAGCUGGCGGCCCCUGACGGUGGCCACGUCGCUGCUGUCACCGGCCGACCGGCAGCAGCUGGGCCAGUGGCUGAUCGAGCUGGGGGCGACGCUUCUCCAAGAGUGGGCUCCCACUGUCGACUUCCUGGUCAUGACCUCCUUCAAACUCUCCGUGAAGUCGGUGCAGGCGUUGGCGGCCGGCGUGCCGGUGGUGACGCCGGCGUACGUGCGUACCUCGUGCGAGUGCUGGAGAGAGAGCACCAUCUCACCGGCCGUCACGCCCGACGAUUUCCAGCCGCCCUUCGACGAGCCUUCACUCAACGGACCGGACUUCAACCUCGGCGUGGACCCACGCCGCCGCACGCUGUUUGCCGGCAAGCAGUUUGUGUUCACUGACGAGGCGCAGCACCAGCGAAUGCGCUCAGCCAUACAGCUGGCCGGCGGCACGUCGAUGUUGCUCUCCGACGGGAAACUGUCCGCCAGUCAGCUGGUGACGCCCGACGUGAUGGUCAUGCACACCGAUGUCGAGUCGCCGGGGAUCAACAGGGUCAAAGCGGUGCUGAAGCGGAAGCGACUGCGCAUGGUGCGGGACCAGGAGAUCGGACUGGCAGUGCUGCGCGUGUCCACCGAGCGCGACUGCAACCCCGCCUUCAACUACAAGGCCGCGUUCGUGACGCCGCUGGCCGGCUCGCAGAGCCAGGGCGUGCACGCGGGACGCUGA
This is a messenger RNA of Pollicipes pollicipes, 861 nucleotides long. It is a transcript of the gene nbs, whose product is annotated as nibrin. The transcript is spliced from 8 exons. Bases 1 to 861 code for a protein of 286 amino acids. Lineage: Eukaryota; Metazoa; Arthropoda; Thecostraca; Pollicipedomorpha; Pollicipedidae. Gene Ontology annotation, biological process: double-strand break repair via homologous recombination; mitotic G2 DNA damage checkpoint signaling. Gene Ontology annotation, cellular component: Mre11 complex. The record is from RefSeq and is a predicted model, not a curated record. Gene Ontology annotation, molecular function: protein binding; damaged DNA binding.